Drosophila innubila is the source of this 5797-nucleotide messenger RNA. Its product is annotated as serine-rich adhesin for platelets. The transcript is spliced from 8 exons. NCBI's taxonomy places the organism in Eukaryota, Metazoa, Arthropoda, Insecta, Diptera, Drosophilidae. Bases 122 to 4720 code for a protein of 1532 amino acids. The record is from RefSeq and is a predicted model, not a curated record.
AUCAAUUUAAAGGUAACCAAUAGUACAACAAUGUAAGGACACAACGAAAAAGCGACUACUGAAACGGAAAGUCUUUGAGGCUACUUUAUUUUGUGAAGAGGAAAACUAAUCUAAAAUCAGAAUGUCUUCCGGCUUAAUGUCGUGUGUGCGGGAGAAUUCGCCACCCCUGGAACUGGAUUUAUGUGCAUCGGGUCCGCUGUCAUUGCCACUGGAAGGCAAUAGCAGAUCCCAUGGCUAUCGGGGACCAACCACUUCCACACCUAUUGCUAGUCCAGUGGCCACAGAAGAUGGUAGUAGUUCAACAAAUGUGGAGCAACAACAACAACAACAACAGCAGCAGCAAAAGCGCCGUCGCUUUCAUCCGUUACGUAAUUUACGGCGGAUCUUUCGUCGACGGACAAUCAAUAGUGCGGACAGUGCCGUAGCUGCCGCUGGAGAGUCAACUGGGCCGGGUUCUUGCAGCACAUUGCCACCACCGACGAGCAGUUCCAGUGAGAAGAAUCUGCGGAGCAUUGCACUCUCCGCAUCCUCCUCCUGCGCAGGAGACAAAGUCUCGGCGUCGGCUUCGUCACCGGCGUCACCUUUAACCCACCAGCAAUUGCAUGAGAGCUACCAGACGCAGUCUCUGCCCAAGUCCAAGUCUUACAGCUCCCAUCGCGAUGAGCUGCUGAGCGUGUUGCUGGGUAAGAAGAGAUCAAGCAAACAGCAGACACACGGCUUCGAGCAGCCCUCAGUCCAAGUGCAAUCCAAUCCCGACGCCAUGUACCAGACACAGCGACAGCAGAUGGGCGUGGCCGUCUUCCCCGACGCCAAGAGCAUGAGUCGGAGCAGUUACUUCGUGGAGAAACGCCACCAUCAGCGACAGCUGCGCAGCGUCGGCGACUCCUCACAGGAUCUGAACACAGAGGACAGCGGCGCCGUCGGAGGAGCUGCCGACAUGUCCGACAGUCAGCGGAGCCUCAGCGAGGGAAGAUUGCUGGACGUCGAUGCGGAUGGCAGCGAUUACACACGCGAAACCCUUUCGCAAUCCCAUGACAGCGUCUUCUCUGAGUCAGCGACAGCCAGCAGUCUGUCCAUUGUGCUAAAGGCGGAACUGACGGAUGUGCUGCGAAAGCGUCGUAAUCGUCCGGAUGCCUCGGACGAAGAUCUGGGUCUGCCCCGGAGUCCGGCGUCGCCACAGCGUCAUGCGGGAGCUGGACAGAGUCGUAAGGCGGGUGGUGGCUACCAAUCUCGUGGGGUGACGCAGGGCCAUGAGGUAUCCUCCCUUAGUCUGCUGAGCGCCAACAGCACCGAUGGAGACGGUGAGGACAGUCAAAGCCAUAGACAACUGAUGUGCAAGUCCAUCAGCUCGGAUAUAUUGCGAGCUCAUCCCGAGGACGAAGUGGAUGCAGUUGGCCUGGAACGUCAGAGACUUUCGCAUGCGGCUGCCAAACACAAGAUGGCCAUCAGGCCGGCCAAGAAGAAGGGCCCGAGUCGACACCACAGGAGAACUUUAGAAUCUUCCAUACCUGAGGCCAAUGAGGAGCUUUCCAAGAUUAGCCAGACUCAGUUGCAAAUUCCCAGCAUGAGAACUGUUAAGGAAACUGAUGUGAAGAGCAAGACGCGCUCUCUCCCGCCGGGCAGUAGCUUAACUGCCACAACAACAACCUCAACUGCCAGCAAGACAAUCGAGCAGAAGAAGACAACGAUGACAACGAUCCACAGCGAUCACACGGCAACCACAUCAUCCACAUCGGCAUCCACUUCAUCCACAUCUGUCUUUGGACUCCGUGCACUUACUUUCAAGGCGGCCAAUGCCCUUUUCGAUGGGCGUGGCGAGUCCUCAACGGAUGGCGACGAUGUGACGAACGCUUCAGCGGAUUCCAACGAUCAUGGAUUCCUGCGUCGCUUGAUGCAGCGCAAUUCCAAGCGCAGCAUUGCCAGAGCCAAUGAUGGCCUAGAGGACAUGGACACCAGUCACAAUGUGGCCAAGAAGCUGCAGAUCUCCACCUCCUGUGUGGAGGCAGCUACUCGCGAUCCUGUGCCAAUGCCCAACAAGUCAAAGAGCGCCACGUCGCACGAACAGCACAUCCAGGAGACUCGUCAGAUCAUCAAGCGGGAGAUUCACAACGAGGGCAAACAUGGCCUCCAUGCCAUGGUCAGUAACUAUGGAGUGCAUCCGCAGCCUCCAACUGCUGUCAAACCCAAAUCGGGACCAGCUGCGCGACAGCGUUACUUGCCCCAGGAACUGGGUGCCACAUCCUCCAAUGUCCUUGAGAGCGAUGUCACCAGUUUGCUGUCCAAGAACUCCCGGGGCAACGACACCUUCCAGUCCACAGCUCUGGUACGUGAGCAGACGCAGCUGAAGACGGAGACGACGACGACGACCAGUCACUUUGAGAGGAAGCCUCGGAUCGUGGGUCUCAGUGCGUUCCAACAGAAGCUCUCUCGCUCCAGUGAUUCGAUGGGACAGCACUCGAGCUCCUCGAACUCAUUGGAGACCAGCACGGAUGAGCCCUCGGCUCUCUACUACGAGGAGAAGCAGCGCAAGACGGUGGAGAAGUCGAGAAGCUUCCGGAAUUAUCAGGAGGAGCGAGACGUGGUCAACGAAUCGAUGGCCAUGCACAACAACAUGCCCAGUUUGCCGGAUCUGUCCAUCAGCUUCCGAGUGCCUGCCUCCUACUACAAGCAGCAGGAAUCUCCUCAGUCUUCCCGCAUCUCCAUGUCCCCAAUGUCGCCCAUGUCACCCAUGUCGCCCAUGUCGCCCAGUGCCAAGUGCGUCUCCCUGGGAUUCGAGAUCAACGACAACAAGCUGCUGCAGACUCGUGCUGACUCCACUGGCAAACUGCUGACGCCAACAAAGCUAUCGCCACAACGCAGCACCACACUCCUGGUGCCCAGUCCCAGUCCAUGUCCCACCAGCAUCUCCCAGAUCGAGCAGAACAUUGACUUGAUCGUCAAGUCGCCGCUGGUCAGUGUUCUUCGCAAAUCUGGCACGGUCACCGAGCAGAUCUGCCUGGAGCAACCGCAACCAGCUCCACAGCGUCCCAAGGUCCUGGAGUUGAAGCAGACCACGACUAUUGCUAUCAAGGAUUCAUCCAACGCGAGUCCAGUGGCCAAGAAUGCCAAGUUAUCAAGUACUCCUCCCACAACUCCUGUCAAAGGAAGUCAACGUAACUCAAGUCAAGUGGAUGCUCCAUCCCAGGCAGGAUUGGGAUUGGGAUUGGAGCAGCCGGAGUUCAUGAAGAUUCAGCUAAACCGUGUGGAUCAGGCACGUCUUCACAACAAGACGAAUCACUUGGUGCUGGCCAAGAAUGUGAAAUCCGUUGCUUCUCCGGCGGAACGUAGUCAGAGCAGCGAUGAUCUGACCAUGAGGCGUCUCAGUGGAGAAAGUACAGGCAGUAUUCAGAUUGUUGAACGCUCUCAGAAGCCACCAGCAGCAGCAGCCACAACUCCGUCACAACCCCAACAAUCUCACAGUAUUAGCCAACCCACUGAGAUCCUCUCCAGACAACAGCGUGCGGUCAGCGCCAACAGUUUGCGCUCCAGCUACGUGAGCAGCACCAGCAGCAGCGGCGGAAGCAGCGAGGUACUAGCGAUGACUUCGCCCAUUACACCAAAGAGUGGAAAAGAAUCGAAGCAAGUGGAGCCGUCAAAUGGCAAUCGAUUCUCGCUGGAGGAACGCAAGCGGCUGUUCCUCAAUGAGGAAAAGUCACAGGCGGAUCGCAAGAUUGCCGAGCUGCGUAACGAGCGCAAGAAAUCCAUCAAUGAGGAACUGCAGCGCAAGACUGAAUCCAUGCCAGCAACUGUAACGACUCCAAGUACUCCCAGCACACCAAUUACACCGGUUACACCGGUUACUCCUCCAACUCCAGUCACGCCGGGAGAGAAAGAAGUUGUGCUGCGCAAGAAAUCAUUUGCCAGUGUCAACAAUGGCAACAGUAAUGGAAAUGGAAAUGGGAACAGUAAUGGGAACAGUAGUGGGAACAGUAAUGGGAACAGUAGUGGGAACAGUAAUGGAAAUGGAAGCACUCCCAGUCAGGAGGAUGGCACGCCCGAGUUGAUGAAGGUGUUUGCACGUCGCUCGCUAAAGGUGAAGGAUGACGAUGUGGUGGCCAUGGCCCAAGUGGCAGUGGCAACCCACAAGAAGAUGACAAACGGCAGCCAAAGCGUUGAUAGCGAUAAGGAGAAUCAUUCCAACAGUGAGGAGAAGUUGGACAAAUUGAUGCCCAAAUAUGAAACACAGACGAUCAUUGAGUCAACCAGGAUUACACAAACACACUCUCACUCCCAUACUCAAUCCCAAUCGCACUCUCAAUCCCAAUCGAAUGCCAACAAUCGUUGCUCUGUGGCCGAUUUUCGUAAUCUCAACAAUAAUCAACAAUCUGCAUCGCAGAAAUUGUCUAAUUUGCCGCCCAUCAAGGUCAGCAAUGUGCGAAAUGCCACCACCCACAAUAACAACAACAACAACAAGAGUAAUAACAACAACAAUAACAACACUGUUAAGCCCGCAAAUGAACGUUACUCGCUGCAAUUGAAACAGGCAACAGCAACACCAGCUGUUGCAACAACAAUUGCAACCACAAAAGCAACAACUGUUGCUGUUACAACGGCAACAACAGAGGCUUCAGCUGCCACGCCCACUAAGACUAUUGAGCGAUCGGCAACAGUGGGCGAGUUCAAGGGAAUCCAUCAGCGUCGGGCCGAAUGGGAACAGCGAGUAAAGGAGGCACUCAAAUAGACACUGUUAGCUUAAUAGAACAGAAAGCUGUUAGCUAGCAGCACUGCUUGAGAGAGAGAUACGCUUAAGUAGACACUGUUAACUUAACAGAAAAUAACGUUGUGGGCUAACAGCACUGCUUAUGUUAUAAAGGCGCUCAAGUGGACACUGUUAACCUAACAUAACGGAAAGCUGUUAACUAAUAACACGCUUGAGCAAAACAGACGCUCAAGUGGACACUGUUAACUAACCACAAGUUAACUUAACAUUACGCAAAGUUGUUAGCUAACAGCACUGAUCCAAUAGCUUGAUAAUGUAAUCCAAGUGCUUUUGUCUAGUGAUGCUCUCUAGUGUAAUUAAAACCGAUUUGAAUGCAAAUAAUACCCAAUAAUCCCUGAAACUUUGACAGACUCGUACUUGGCCAAAUCGGUGAAUCAAUCGAAAACUUUAAGAGUAACGAGUAGCGAGUGCGCAAGCCCAUCCAAAGAAACGAGUUUGGGGUCUGUCUCUCUUCUAUCGAUCUUCAAAAUGAAUAGUUUAUGGCUUAUUAUAGUACCAUAGUUUGAGUUUAAAUUGUUUGUGCAAGUCAAAAUAUUAUCAAAUAAAAUAUAACGAAAUAAAAAAAAACAAAACUAAAUCUAAAAAAAUAUAUAUAUAUACAACUUUAAGGACUGUGAGUUAAAUUUAUAAAAUCUUUAUAUGAUAUUCAAACGAUUUGAUCUAAUUUGCUGUAAAGUUGAUAUUCAUACUAAUCUUAAUCUAAGACAUACUUAAGCUAAAUAAAGGCGAGCUUUCAAUCCAGGAACAAGUUAUAAUUAUCUAAUACUUAUAUCUGUAAUAGCAUUUAAUCUAUUAUUUUCAUAGACACAUACUCUUACACAUACAUAUAAUAUGUAUAUGUACUAUAUUAUCAAUAAUAUUGACAAUUGUUGCUGUUGGAAUUGCUAAACUGUUCAAGUUUGUGAAAAUUACAAAUGUAUUUACGAAUUGUUCAUCAUUUAGUGAGAUUUACAUGCAAAACGACAACCUGUAUGCUCGCUGGGGCAAUAUUCCAACCAUAUACAAAUAAUAAACAAAUAAAUGUAAUAAAUAUAUAAA